UCACUGAUGUUUGUGCAUCGGCAGUAGCUGGCAGGCUGCAGCGUAUCUUGAAAAAAUCUCCCCAAGUCCCCAUUCAAUCGCAAAAUAAGGAAGUGUACGGAGUCGCGUUGAGAAAAAUAAUAAUCUUCGAACCGAACGUCCAGUUUACAGGUGCAAAAUUCGCGUUCUUGAGCGCGGACUGUGCAGUUCAAUCACCGAGGAUUGGAUUUAUCGUGAAAAUCGACGGCAAAAAGUUGCCAAGCGAGCAGAAAAACGGGAAAAUUCAGUGCAAGGAAAAUUUACGACGGAUUAGUGAAAGGUCUUUUCCAUCGCUGUUGAAUUUCUCCAAUCGUGGACGUGGUGCCAUCCGUCCCUUUCGGUGUCCACUGCUGGGGUGUGCAACACAGUAACAAAGAGUAUACGGUUUAUUGCUUUGAGAGUGGACCAUCCCAGGCAAAAAGAAGGGGCCUAAAUUUAGAUCAAGUUUGUUUUUACACACCCUGCUUGUAAAACUACAUCACGACCCAGUGCCUAGUGUUUUGUCAGAAGAUUAAAAUUUGAUUGUGACUCAUCAUCACAGUUCGUAGAUAGCAGCGGAACAGGUACAACCAGCCAACCGUCCGUCCCAACCACACACACUGACCCGACUGGUCUGGUCUGGUCUGUCAGUAGUGUUCAGCUCCAGUGGCAACAGCGGACAGUGGUUGCAUCAUGGAUAUUACGCUGAUAGUCAAAGCGUCGAACCAGCAGUUCGACGAUCAGACGAUCAAAUGCGAACCAUCCUGGACGAUUCGGCGACUCAAGGGACACCUGACGGAGGUGUACCCGGGGAAACCCACCACCGACGAGCAGAAGCUAAUCUACUCCGGUCAGCUGCUCGGCGAUAGCGUCAUACUGAAAGAUAUUCUCCGUCACUACGAUGGCCAACAGGCUCAUACUGUACAUUUAGUAUUCACGCCGAAAAACAAUCGUCACAGGGAUUUCAGCUCCAACAAUAACUCCGGUGGUAGUUCCAGCUCCAACAAGACCAUGUCGCCAAAAACAAGCAGUGAAUCCGGGGCCACAUCUACAGCUGCCAGUUCCAGAGGUAACAGUGAACCUGUGCGGUCUCCGGAACCGGGAGCAGAUGGUUUGCGCCAGAGGAACAUAACCGGAGGCCAGAGUAGCAACGCAGCGCCGACCAUGAACACGAGUCCCAUUUCACCGGCUUCGGCUGACUACAUCAUGGGCCAACAUUUGGCAAUGCAGAACUGGAUGCAACAGGCUUACAUGCAGUAUCUGAAUCAAUACAUGAAUGUGAUAUCCAACGGACAAAACCCUCAAUCACUAUACGCCAGUGCUCCCACAAACCUAACAAACUCCAACAUACCUCAACCUAGUCCCCAAGCGGCCGCCCUGGCAACUCCAGCGAUCCAAAAUCCCAUUCUAGCUCAAACUCUACCCAACCUGGCGUACUAUCCGUACCUGUCCACAAUGAAUUCAUCACCGAUGCCGUCGGCCAGUAGCAUUCCAGCUCCGAUAACAUCUAGUGGCCCGAUUCCAACUAGCCCAACAUCAUCAGUAGACAGUGUGACGGCCGGUCCUUCUAGUCAGCCAACAAUCCCGAGCAGUGCAAGCUCGUCACCAACAACGGCAUCUUCUGUGGUGCCUGGAACCAGCCCAGCCAGUUCACCUUCCAGUUCAACUGUAAACGCGGCAUCGACCGCCACCGCCGCCGCCGCUGCCGUUGAAGACACAUCAGCUCAGGCACAACAAGCGCCGGUAGCUGAUGCUGCUCCUGCUGCUGCAGCCGCUCCAGCCCGGAGGUUCCCGAACAUUGUCGUGGAAGAGCAAGAGAACCGCGAUUGGUUGGACAUUUUCUUCAGCAUGUGCCGAGUGGGAAUUCUCAUGACCGUCGUUUAUCUUUACUCGUCACCAACACGGUGUUUGACAGUUUUCCUAAUCGGAAUAUCUCUGUAUCUCUACCAAAUUGGCUUUUUCCGUAACACUAACACCGACCGGUUGGAACGAGCCCGACGAAUGGUGGUGCAACAGAUGAACAACGCUCACGGCAUCCGGCCAAAUGUUGCCGGCCUUCGAGCAAGGGCACCUGUCGCUCCGGCUGCCGCUGAACCUGCUGCCAAUGCACAAGCACCAGCUACUCCACAACCGACGGCAUCCACAGCAACCGUAGCAGCUAAAGCCGACGCCGACACGACUGAUGGAGCAAAGUCUGCGGAAAGCAGUUCUUCGACAGAAAUUCGGAACAGCGCUUCAACGCAGGACUCGCCCGUAGAGGAGACACUCUCGACGGCGGUCGUGGAAUCCAAUGCCGAGGAACAGCCCGCUGAUCCAUCCGAAAUUGUACCGGAAGCGAACCGUGUCAAUCUGAAUGACGUCGCUGCUUUCCUUCGGACGUUGGUUUUGUCGUUUUUCACAUCCAUUAUUCCCGACAUGCCUGCCGCCUAGAUGACACUGUUGGACGCAAACGUCAGCAUCAUCAUCACACUUGUUUAGUUUCAUGGUUGGUAGAUCUAUCGAAUUCUGUGAAUAGCUAUUACACUGUUGUACGAAAUGUUUGUUGGAUAGGACUUCUGUUUUCUUUUAAUGAUCAUUUAAAUUUAUACACGAAACGAUACAUAGUAAACGAUUUUCUGUAAAUAUCACCUUUGGAUUUGCUUGUUUACGCAUAGUUUAGAGACAUUAUCACCUGAACCAAAUUAUAAAGUUGCAUUUCUCUUAACCUAUUUUAAGUUUAGGCACGCUAAACAAAAAUCCAAAAUAUUCAACGGACGCAUCUUUACCACGGAGUAGAACAAUGUCCCAAAUUUAUAUCGACGAACGCUUUUACCUUGAUAAUGUUAUGCUUAGUUUAGAGGUUCAAACGGUGGAAUAACGCACGGAACCAUACUGAUUGGAGGAACCAAACAAAAACCUGAAAAAUACGAAGAACCUCUCCAACUAGCAAAAGCUUUAAACAAUAUUAUGACCCCAAUAGUUUCGGAAACAAAACAAACAUGAACGGAACUAAUCCAAUGCACAGGAGGUGGCACGACAAAAACUGGCUGCGGUUUUUUAUGGUUCUAUUGAUUACAAUUUUCGUGGGAGGGACGUAAUCGUUCCGCUCACAGGAUAAACGUUUUUUUUUCUGUGCAAAUUAUUAAUUGUACGCUGUAAAAUAGACUCCAGAACAUAUGUUAUAACGAUUAAACUCAAGUGAAUAAUAAAUUUAUUUAUGUUCGUACUGGUAA
Molecule: messenger RNA, 3209 nt
Organism: Ochlerotatus camptorhynchus
Lineage: Eukaryota; Metazoa; Arthropoda; Insecta; Diptera; Culicidae
Gene: Herp
Product: Homocysteine-induced endoplasmic reticulum protein
Exons: 4
Coding region: 691-2427 (578 amino acids)
Biological process (GO): endoplasmic reticulum unfolded protein response
Molecular function (GO): protein binding
Source: RefSeq, a predicted model, not a curated record